UUGACGGUGUUUUCUGAUAGGCCGGCUAAAUGACAAGUCAUGUUAUCUGUGUAUCCAGUAACGUCCCCCGCCUCUCCAGCGUUGUUCGUCAACUACUUCCGGCGGCAGAAGUUAUAGAUGCAACUCCAGACAGAGACGGGAGAUCUGAAAUACCUCUUAACACAGAGGUUCUGUUUGGAGAUACGCCAAGUAUUAUUUCUUACAUAAAAAAUGGACAAAGUAAACUGAAAUGGGCUCAAAGCACUUGGGCCGGUGUUGAAAGUAUUUUGGAAGCAUUUCCUAAGGUACCUGAAGGAGUGAUUAUAACACGCAUGGGAGAAGGAUUUGGCCGUUUAAUGGCGGAAUAUGUAGUGGGACAUAUUUUUGCGAGGGAACUUUCUGCUCUGAACUUAUACAAACAACAACAACAAAAGUUGUGGAAUAAAGGUCCCGUAGAAGACAGGCGUAUGCUCACAUCUCUUACAAUUGGAAUUCUUGGAGUUGGAUCAAUAAGUACAGAAAUUGCUCAGCUUUGUAAAGCUGUGGGUAUGACAGUCUGGGGUCUAAGUCGAUCUACAAAGGAACAUAACUCUGCAUUUGAUCACCUUACAACGCUGGCGGAUCUCAGUGGUUUUUUGGCGGGUUGUGACUAUAUAUGUAACGUUUUACCUGGUACGUCAGAAACUAAGAAUAUGUUGUCAGGGGAUGUGCUGAAAUGCUGUAAACCAAAGCGACCCAUUUUCAUCAAUGUCGGACGUGGAAGUAUUAUUAAUGAAGAAUCCCUUCUUUCUGCUCUUGAAAACAAGUGGAUAGGUGGUGCUAUUUUAGAUGUUUUUUCUAAGGAGCCACUUCCAUCAGAGAGUUCCUUGUGGUCCCAUCCAUGUAUUACAGUAACACCACAUAUAUCUGGUCCUUGUGUGGCGGAAAUUAUUGCGGAGGUGUUUGUCAAAAACUAUGAGAAGUACAUCAAUAAUCAAAGGCUUAAUCAUAUUGUAGACUGGACUAAAGGCUACUGAAAAAUUUUUGUUAAUAAUUUUGAAAUAAACAUUACCAGUAGCUAGUAUGA
Saccostrea echinata is the source of this 1045-nucleotide messenger RNA. RefSeq names its product glyoxylate/hydroxypyruvate reductase A-like. Bases 30 to 995 code for a protein of 321 amino acids. Gene Ontology annotation, molecular function: NAD binding. The transcript has 10 exons. The record is from RefSeq and is a predicted model, not a curated record. Lineage: Eukaryota; Metazoa; Mollusca; Bivalvia; Ostreida; Ostreidae.